Molecule: messenger RNA, 561 nt
Organism: Emiliania huxleyi CCMP1516
Lineage: Eukaryota; Haptophyta; Isochrysidales; Noelaerhabdaceae
Exons: 1
Coding region: 1-561 (186 amino acids)
Molecular function (GO): tRNA binding
Source: RefSeq, a predicted model, not a curated record
AUGCCGGCCUUCGUCGUCGGCAUCGUCCAGGCGGUUUCGCCGGUCGCCGGCAAGGAUAAGCUGCAGGCGCUCGAGGUGGACAUCGGCAGCGGCGGAGACCCGCUGACGAUAGUCACGAAUGCGUCGAACGUGCGCGUCGACAGCCGCGUGGUGGUCGCCACGGUCGGCUGUGAGCUUCGCGACGGGACGACUGUCAGGAAGGCGGCCGUCGGCGGCGUGAGCAGCGAGGGCAUGCUCUGCGACGCGCCGAUGCUCGGCUGGGUGGGCGGCGGCGCGGGUGCUGCUGCGCUCGUGCCGGAGACCUUCUCCGCCGGCGACGCGCCUCCCGCGGAGCGGCCGCGAAUGGGCGGCCCUGCUGCCGCUGCGCCUGCGGCGCCCGCCGUCGAGGUCAAGCCGCUCUUCGAGAAGAAGCUGACCAAGGAGGAGAAGAAGGCGGCCGCCGCGGCCAAAAAGGCGGAGAGGGAGGCCAAGAAGGCGGCGAGAAAGGACGCGGAGGGUGUGGAGGGAGCGAUGGCUGAGCUCGCCGUCUCCGGCGAGGCGGAGGGUGAGAACACCUCAUAG